CAGCUACUCGUGUAGACAUGCUGGUGUUGGGUUGGUUAGCAUUGUUUCUUUAUGGGAUUGAGUGCACAAAACAAGAGCCCCAGUCUCACUUGGGUAUACGAUGUGGACUGCAUGAGCACGGUUGCCGUGACAACUUGCGGUGUAUUCCCAAGGGUUGGCUAUGUGAUGGAGAGGCAGAUUGCUUUGACGGUUCAGAUGAGGCUGCUAACAUCUGUGAUCAUGCAAUCCUGAACUGCAGUUCUCAUGAGUUUCUUUGCCAGUCCAGAGAGAAGUGCAUCGCAGCUUCCUGGCACUGCGACAACACGCCAGAUUGUGCAGACCACUCGGAUGAGCAGCAUUGUGGUUUGUCCCCUGCAGAGUGCAAUGCUAGCCAUGGCAAAUAUUUGUGUGGGAAUUCCCAGUGUAUUGAUCUGCAGUUAGUGUGUGACAGGGUGGCCCAGUGUGGGGAUUCCUCCGACGAGGGCCAGCGAUGUGGUCAAGGAUGCAUAAACAAACAAUGUAGUCACAAUUGCCAGAGUCUACCAACUGGAUUUGUGUGUACCUGUCCCAAGGGUUAUGUCAUACAGGAGGAUGGCAGAACAUGUGGAGAUAUUGAUGAAUGUAGGACACUUCCAGUAUCUCCAUGUAGUCAGCUCUGCUAUAAUACACCUGGAACUUACCACUGUGCUUGUGUAAAAGGAUACCAAUCGUAUGGACAGGAGUGCAGGGCUGUGGAUCCUGAUGCCUCGUUAUUGUAUGUGUCUCAGGGAAGUCUUCACACUGUGACAUUGGACGCUAACAGCAGCCAUGGUGUUGUAGCAAGGCAGUCCAGGCUGCAUCAUAUCAGAAAUAUAGUGUAA
This is a messenger RNA of Lingula anatina, 839 nucleotides long. RefSeq names its product vitellogenin receptor. Gene Ontology annotation, molecular function: hormone binding; protein binding; calcium ion binding. Gene Ontology annotation, biological process: receptor-mediated endocytosis. The record is from RefSeq and is a predicted model, not a curated record. Lineage: Eukaryota; Metazoa; Brachiopoda; Lingulata; Lingulida; Lingulidae. Gene Ontology annotation, cellular component: apical plasma membrane; signaling receptor complex; plasma membrane.